Messenger RNA from Microthlaspi erraticum, 1071 nucleotides. NCBI's taxonomy places the organism in Eukaryota, Viridiplantae, Streptophyta, Magnoliopsida, Brassicales, Brassicaceae. The record is from the annotation of a GenBank genome assembly.
AUGGCGAAUCCUUCUCCUCCUGGAAUUGCGAUUCUCGGAGCUGGGAUCUUCGUUAAAACGCAGUACAUUCCUCGGUUAGCUGAGAUCUCCGAUCUCGUUGUCCUGAAAGCGAUUUGGAGCCGUACUGAGGAAUCUGCGAAAGGAGCUGUGGAGAUAGCAAGAAAGCAUUUUCCUGAAGUGAAGUGCAAAUGGGGAGAUGAAGGUAUGAAUGAGAUUAUUCAAGACAGUUCGAUAGUUGGUGUUGCUGUAGUUGUAGCUGGGCAAACCCAGGUUGAACUGUCACUGAAGAUGCUCAAGGCAGGAAAGCACGUCCUUCAAGAGAAGCCAGCUGCUGCUUCAAUCAGUGAGAUAGAAACUGCAAUGUCAAACUACAAAAAUAUAUCUGCUGAUUCCCCAAGCACUCCUAUCUGGGCUGUGGCUGAAAAUUAUCGUUUUGAGCCAGCUUUUGUUGAGUUGAAGAAACUGGUAGCAGAAAUUGGGGAUAUGAUGAACGUGCAACUUAUUAUUGAGGGAUCAAUGAACAGUUCGAAUCCUUAUUUUUCAAGCUCCUGGAGGCGAAAUUUGGGUGGUGGUUUCAUCUUGGAUAUGGGUGUGCAUUACAUUGCUGGGUUAAGAAUGCUUGUUGGAUGCGAGGUAACAUCAGUCUCAGCCACCACUUCCCAUGUGGAUAAGACUUUACCUGCACCAGACAAUAUAACAUCAAACUUUCAACUCGAGAACGGAUGCUCUGGGGUUUUUGUUAUGGUUGUGUCUUCAAGGUCUCCAAAGAUAUUAUGGAGAGUCGUAGGACUAAAGGGAACUGUUCAACUUGAGCGUGGAGUCCAAGAUGGCCGUCAUGGUUACAUGGCCACGGUUUACGGGGAAGGAGGGACAUCAAGGACCAUCUUUUACCCGUUCUGCGGAGUGACUGAAGAGCUAAAAGCCUUCUUCAAUGACAUUUCAAAGACUUCAAAGAAUGAGCUAGAUCCUAGACUAUCAUACGUGGAAGGUGCUCGUGACGUUGCUGUUCUCGAGGCCAUGCUCGAAUCUGGUGCAAGAAACGGAGCUGUAGUCUCUGUCAACACAUUCUAG